AAAGGCAGGGAGCUCGUGUGGCACAUCAGGAUCCGACAUGACUUCACCCGCGCUGUUGCUGACCUUCAUCAGUGGCCUCACUGUGGCCCACUACGCUGCUGCUGGACCUUAUGAGCCAUGCCCUUUUGAUCCAUGUAUCGUCUUGAAGGAGAUCAAUGCGUUGAAAGAAGCUUUGGAAGCCAGAGAUGUACCCAAAGUAGCUUUUUCUGCCCGAACGUCUAAGGGUGGAGCCUAUGGAAAUUUCCAGGGUGACACAACCCUGACCUACAAUGCAGUGAUAACCAAUGUUGGGGAUGCUUAUAAUCCACCCACAGCAGGUGUCGCCACAGCGAACGAGUCGCAUGGUAAACUUGGCAAUGUUUUACGCCGGAUGCCAUUCCUGACCCAACCCUCUCAAAGCAACCGGGCUUGGGACCGGCACAGAAGUAGAGAAGGGAACAGGGAGCAACCCGGAGUCGAACCCUGGUUUCACGGACGGACGGCGCCGCAAACCGCCACGAGCUAAACCGGCUCUCACUUAAUUUUGACAAUUAAAUGAUCAAAAAUAAUCAGAAAAUUCCUCUUAAAAUUGCCCCUGCGCUUCAUAAUCUGAAUAACUUUGUAAGCAAAUAUUUAUAAGGGUGUAAAAAAACACGGGCAGAUUUUUGGCAUUUUGGCACAUUUAUUUGGAACAACGAGGUAAACAACUUUCUUCAGAAAACAACAAAAACUUUCACUAAACAUUAACAUGAUGACAUAACUGAUGUCCCUGAACUGCAAACCUGCACUUUAUAGGAGUGAAAGACAAACAUGAAAUCCUAUUUGGUAAUAGUACGGGUAUACUAUUUUCAGCUUGAAUGCAUUAAAUUAAAUCUCUCAAUAAAGGUCAUAGAAACAGAUGGAGAAAUGCAGAUUGUUGUAACAAAUAGAAUAAAAAAAGCAUUAAUUCCAAUCUUUGACAGAGGUGCAGUGGAGUCAAGGUGUCAUAAUUGAUUUAUUAAUGUAGGGAAGUAAAAUUCCUAAAAUGACUGUUUUAUUCGUCUAUCUAUGCUUUUAUGGAGUUAUGUACGUUUAAUUGCAUAAAAUGCACGUAAUGUCAAUAUUGAAUUUACAGCUUGUGUUUGCAGGAAGGAAGCCCAAUGAUUGGGCUGGCGAACCUCAGGAACCCCCCACCCCACAGUAACCAUUUACAGAUACUUCAGAAUAAAGGCAGGGAGCUCGUGUGGCACAUCAGGAGCCGACAUGACUUCAGCCGCGCUGUUGCUGACCUUCAUCAGUGGCCUCACUGUGGCCCACUACGCUGCUGCUGGACCUUAUGAGCCAUGCCCUUUUGAUCCAUGUAUCGUCUUGAAGGAGAUCAAUGCGUUGAAAGAAGCUUUGGAAGCCAGAGAUGUACCCAAAGUAGCUUUUUCUGCCCGAACAUCUAAAGGUGGAGCCUAUGGAAAUUUCCAGGGUGACACAACCCUGACCUACAAUGCAGUGAUAACCAAUGUUGGGAAUGCUUAUAAUCCACCCACAGGGAUCUUCACUGCGCCUGUCAAAGGCCUGUAUUACUUCACCUACUUUGCUCACGGUGGAGGAACGGACCGCAUUAAUCUACAUCUCAAGAAGGAUGGUACUAUUGUUGCUGGCAUCCACGACCACCCGUCAGAUGCUGAUACUGCAGAUAACGCAGGCAACGCCGUGUUCCUGGAGUUGGAGCAGGGGAAUCAAGUGUAUGUGACCCUUGUGGCAAACUCAGCUAUUUGGGGGGAAGGAUUCUUCACCACCUUUAGUGGAGUUCUGCUCAGCAAGUCCUGAGAAGCUGUUCACUUUUUUUUUUAACCCAAACAUUUAUAUUUUAAAUUACUUUUUAUUACACAAAAUGAUGGCGAAAACUUGAUUCCCCUUUGAUGUAAUCUUAUGUGAACAGUUUUUCAAAAAUAAAAUCUGUCCCUGUAAA
Messenger RNA from Oryzias latipes (Japanese medaka), 1921 nucleotides. The record is from RefSeq and is a predicted model, not a curated record. NCBI's taxonomy places the organism in Eukaryota, Metazoa, Chordata, Actinopteri, Beloniformes, Adrianichthyidae.